Molecule: messenger RNA, 11225 nt
Organism: Bombus pascuorum
Lineage: Eukaryota; Metazoa; Arthropoda; Insecta; Hymenoptera; Apidae
Exons: 2
Coding region: 5-598 (197 amino acids)
Source: RefSeq, a predicted model, not a curated record
UUCCAUGCUUGAUCAUCUGGCCAGACGUGACGAGGAUGUCUACGAAGGUGUGGCCAAUGAGGAGAGAUCGCUCGAGUUCCUUGCCACCCACAGGGGGGUGCCUUACGAUUCACGAUCGAUGUCGAAGGUGACCAAUUACGACAGAAGAUACGAUCACCAGUUCGCCGCGCGAGAGUAUACGGAGACAACGUUAACGGAAUCGGUGAACAGGCUUCAGGAUUACAACAGCAGUAGCAACAGCAGCAGCGCGAACAGUCUCGAUGGUCUCUGCCAGGGACAUCAACGAAUAGUCAGCGAUUUGAAUCGCGGCAACGAAUCGAGCACGCGCGAUCAUUACAUGGUGCCCACUCGCGAUCCCAGGGAACUCAAUGAAAGAAUCUUGUCGCUGUUCAAUCCACAGUUCCUGCCGAACUUUAACGACAUGAUGAUGUACGUGGGGAAUCAGUACGACGCCAGACGAAGCCCACCGCCCAGAUCACGAUCGAUGGCCGACGGAGAGAGUCGUUUGUUCAGGAGCUCGAGUUGUCGAAAGAAACGCGUCGGUGCGAGCUCAAUGUUCUUCCGCCGUGGAUUGACGUACGAAACGGCGCGCAAGUGACGCAAGUUGUCUCCUUUCGGAUUCAAGCGAAGAAUACAGAGUUGGAUAACCCGUGAUGAAACGUAAGACGACUCUCGGAGAACAUCGUCGAUUGAUCGAGAAAAAAAAGAUUUCGAUCGGAAGGAGAAACGCGUUCCGAAAGACCGAGCGGAUUAGCUUCGGAACGGUUUAACUAGUUCUCUUCCUCCACGAUCGCUCUUGCGUUUCCUAUUGCAACUAUCCUUCGUGAUCGCGAAAACAUCUUGAUCCGUAUGCUUUCUUGUACGGAGAACGAGUCUACGAAAGAAGACCACGAUGUUAUAUGCAUACUUAGUGUCGCCGUUACCUGAGAUACCUCGAGAACGUGUACUCGAGAUAUGUACGUAUUUCUUUUUUGUCGUCGUUCAUGAUCGUGUACAGACCGACCGUGUACGUUGCAAGACCACUUCCGGUGUCACGUGUCAUAUCGUCUGAGAUGUAUCGCGAGAACAGAGACACGCGGACUUUGAAAAUAUUUUUUUAAGGUAUAUCACUUCAGGCUCUUUCCGAUGUCUUUAAGCGCGGCAUCGUGUAUCGGACGCUCCAACCACACCUUGAGCUAAUUUUUGUACGGAAUUCGAUCGAUUUUCGAAUUCUUCCUUUCCGUUUCUCACCAGUACGGCAAUGGAAGGAUAUGGGAAAUGAAAGGCCACACAAAAAGGAAUAUAACCAUGCAACAACGACGAUGGGACAAAGGAUCGACUCGUAGCUGUGUAAUGUGAUACGAUCAGAGGAGAGACUGUGUUCGUAGCAGUGGCCUGCUUAGGUGCUUAGAACCUAAGAACGGUGAUUUAAGGACGAAGACGAAGCGUUCAACACUUGGAUCCUCGUUUCUCAAACUACCUUCUGCGAACUUUGGCCCCCAUGGCCCCUUGACCGUUGACAAGCAACCAAGAAAAUCCCAGUAGACAAAAACUCGCCAAAAAAGACAAGCUACUCGUUUUACAAGAAGAAAAAGUUGCUUGCUGCGCAAUGUCUAUCAGAUUCACUUUGUUCACGAUCCUCGAGACAAAGUUGGACAUAGUUCCAACAGUUGAGACGUAGAGAGAGAAAAUAUUCAAAGGGACAACCAGAAAGAGUGAAAGUUUGAGAAACGUGGUCCCAUGGAACGACGUUCCAAGCAUUCGCACGAGACGAGGCGUGCCUUCCGUAUAUUAAUUGUUGGCAAAUUUCUGAUUUAUAAAACAGGAACGGGAGAAUGCGGCCGGUAUAGAUUCGGGCAAGUGCCUCAUUUAUGCGUUUCGUUUAAAAAUAAAUAUUCGAUAGUGGAAGAGGACAAUGAUAAGUUGGUGAAGAUGAAAAGAGAGAGAAAGAGAGAGCGAGCGCGCGAGAGCGAAAGAGAGAGAGAGAAAGAGAGAGAGAGACUUAUGUAAGACUUAUUCAAAGUAUUGUUGUGCACUUAUUGCCGUGCUGUGAGUAUAUUGGUUAUUAGCAAGAGAGAAUCGUGGUGUUGAAGCACGUGUACGGUUAUUAAAAUGAAAAGUAAUAAGGAAGAAACAUUUACCGCGUUGUGGCGCCUUCGAGAAGUUAUGUAUUUUUGGCUGGGACGUGUUACGAAUCAAUUUAUCACUGUUAACGGUGUUCCGGGCGAGGUGUGGAGGUGUAUCUUUUUCUUUUCUUUAUUUUUAUUCUAUAAGAUAAACGAAGUGAUACUACGUUGCGAAUGAAUCGCUCGAAUCCGAUUAUCGAUGACUUCAUUUGACUGCAGGAUACCUCCGUGAGGUCAAGACGGUUUUAAGUUUUAUAAAUGUGGAAAUGAAAGAUAGAACUUUCGAUACCCAAACUGCUAAUAGUUUUUAUACGUUUUAGAAAAAAUACACAGGAAUAUUUAUAGCGUAAGUAGAAAAAAGUAAUACGAAAGUUUCUAUCUUCCUUUAUCGGUAAUUUCAUCGCACAGAUAUUUCAGAAUUUUCAUUUGAAUUUCUUCUAAAUUCGGUAUCCUUCUUCCAUAUUAGUAUAAUUAAGAAAGGUAUUUAGAGAAAGGAAACCGUCUUAAAAAGGAGAUCGUUUUUCAACUUAUUUUAAUUGUGUAUAUACGUACUACUAUGCUACGCUACGCUAUACUGUACCCUAAUCAAAUUUAAAGCAGAGCAAAGUACAUCUUCGUAGAAAAGACGAUCAAAUAAUGAAAUGUUCAAGAUAUAAAAAUUCGGAUAAUAAAGAUUCUAUCGUGCGGUAUAUAGAGAUAUAGUUUUAAAUGAAUUUAAUCGUUUCUCCGAACGAUCUGAUUUUGUGGAAAAAUGUUGCAAGAAGCUAGAAACUGGAGGAAAAGUUCCGGUGAAUUCCUUUCGCCAAGAUCAAUCAGUAUAUAAUAUAAUAAAAUCAAUGAAGAGGAGGACGCGACAAAGGUUCAGAUAAACGCAUUCGCGCGAUUCGCUUCAGCUGGUAUGUAUUCCUUAGAGCCGAUACUGCGUGUUAUCCGACACCUUAGCGAAAACUUGGUAGCGUGUACGAUAGUUCUCUACGACAAAGUAUCCUCGAAUAAAGCUCGGGAGGAGAGGAAACUUGAAAAAAGAAGGGGAGUCUUGGCGUGUUUGGCAAGAUGUCUUUGACAAUGGCGUAAAUCGGUCUUACUAGCGCACAAUAGCGAACACUGGGCAUAUUUCCUUUACAGCUUAAGGGCGGAUAGAGCGCCUGUAACAAACUGCGGCUAACGUUUGUCCCAGAUAUCGAGUAAGAUGGAAAAAGAACAAAGGAGGAAUCUGAAUAUAGAAAGUCAAGAAAGGUGACCGUGAUAUCGCAAAAAUAGAACGAUUCGAUUUUCUAGUUCUGCGUGAAAUUAACGUCUCGGUAUAGAGAGAUGGAACGAUUGCGAAAAUUAGCUUUAGCCGUGCUUUUAGACGCUAGGAAAAGCGAAUAUUCGAGAUGUUUCAGGAACUCAUGGACUUUUAGAACGGUUGGAAAAUCGUUAGAAACCAUCGUCUUUCGUUUGACAGAUGUUGUUAAGAGGAUACAUGUACCCUCUGCUCUUUUCAUCGUCGAUUCUAAUAUCAAUGGGCAAACGUCCGGCUGCUCUCAUGAACCAACACUGCCACGCCGAUUCUGAUAUGCUUCGAACAGUAAAGGAAACGGUAAGACGAGUUCUAAGUAGAUACAUCGAUUUUCACUGAUUGUCACUGAGCGUUACCAAUAAUAGCACGGAAAAGAAGAAAUAAUAAACGAUCGAUUCGAAUAAUGAGGAAGCUUGAUGCAAACACACAUGCUAGAUAGAGAUUAUAACAUACGCGUAUUGAAACGGCCAUUAAUAGAGAGACACGGUCUGAAUACAAUGAAGGAGCAACGUAGAGAAUGGUCUGAAGUUGCGUGCUGGAAGAAAGAAGAAAGUCGUGUACAUAAUAAGUAGAAAUUGUUUUUUAUCGUUGAAAUCAUUUAGAAGCAAGGUCGAGAACAUUCAUUCGCUACGCUACUCGUCACGCGGACAGCAGUGGUACGCAUUAAUAUUGUUUACGUAUACAUGUAUACGCGUGUGCUGCAUGAAUCUUUGAUACAUGUAUAUGUAAACAUCGCAUUUCCAUUAUUGCAUAUUGUCUAUAUAUAUACGCACACAUAUACAUAUAUACAUACAUAUACCAUUGUAUACAUAUAUGUGUGUAUGUGUGUGUGUACAUGUAUAUGUAUAUACACGUAUAUACAAAAAAUAUAUAUAUAUAUUCAUAUAUUUUUUUUUUAAUCCGCAUAGAUAAAAUAUAAUAUACGAAUGAGAAAAAAAGUCGCGUUAAAUGAAAAAGGCAGCUAAUUACACACUUUUUUCGACGGUCUUUAUGAAAGUCCGCGAUCUUUUUUAAUUAAAAUUCCGCCGAGCACCCACGAUGAUCUCGUUAAUGUUCGACUUCGCGAAGAACGACUAACAACUGAGUGUUCGGCAAAAAAAAUAUUUUACGAAAUAUGAUGUUUAUAUUAUACAGAAAAAAAAAAAACACAUCCAACUUAGGUACCUUGUGUCGAGAUGAGAAAUUAUAUAUAUAUAUAAAAUUGAAAGUUAUAUAUGUAUAUAAUUUUUAUAUAAGUCAUAUUGGCGGAUUGUUAUAUGCUAUAAUAUUUCUAAAUUAGAGGAAUCGAGGAGGCAUAUAAAUAUAUAUAUAUACAUAUGUAUAUAGAUAUAUAUAUAUUCAUAUGUAUAUAUAUAUGUAUAAAAUAUUAUGGAUGUACAUGUAUACAAAGCGUUUUAUUAGAGUUUACGUGAUUAGUUAUUGUAAGGACGAUUGUACAUAUUAUUACUCCGUUUAAAAUUGACUUGAUCGCGCUAAACUUAGAACGAGAUUUACCCUGUUAGGGGAACACUAGAUUUUGCUCGAUCAUGUUUUCCUACUCGUUUUUCUUUUACUUUUAUUGUUUCUCUCAUUUAAUUUUUAAGACAGAAACGCUUGCACGCUAGCCCUAUUUCCGAGCAUGUGCAUUUCAUCGUUUAUACAUUAUAUUCGAGUUCACUUUGAAUCGAGAGAUCGUAACGAUAAGAUUAUUUUUUACGUCGAGGAAAAAGAAGAUGAAACUGAUCAUAAAAACGCGCCAAGAGUCACGUGUGACGCGAAAAUGAUAUUUGUACGAUUUAUUACGUACAGUUUUAUAGAAUCGCUGUUUUUAACAUAAAACAAUUUAAUUUGACGAAAAUGAAACUAUCGAUGUAGAAAUAUAUUCGAAGAAAUUUACACACGAAUUUUCACGCUGAAACAAAAACGAGAUUGUGACAUAAAAACUCGAAGACUCUUACACGGAAGAACGUACAAGUCGAUUCGUUACAAACAUUGCUUACAUACGGUUACAUAUACGAUUGUCACUUUCUAUUAUCUACGUUUCAAAAAUUUAGCUAACCAACGUUUCCCUUUGUCAUGAAUUAACAAUCAGCACACACAGUGACAAACAUUUCAAUAUUGACUCAACGAAAAAUCGAAUUCACAAGGCAGAAACCGAUUCUCGUACGACGUUAACCCAAUGCUAAUCUUCCGCGCGGUUUGCGCCAGGGAUCGAGGGAAGAAAUCCAUUUUGCGGGUGGCAAACGAAUUCGUAAGGGGAGAGUCGACCGUUUUACUCAGAAAAUCGGUCUUGCCAUAGUUGGAAAGUUUCGAAGGAUUCCGCGAUAUCUCGCGCAAUGGGUCAAGUAUUCAAACGAUUCGAAUAAUUUGGACGUAUUCGAGUUAUUCCAGUAAACCGGGAACGUUUUCUCUCUGCAUAGUUCUUAGACGCUCCCACAAUUCUUUCCCUCCCCGUACAUUUGAAAGUCGAAUCGACGCGACGUUCAUCCGGUGGAAGAAAUCUUCACUGAAAAUUUACCGACGCAUAUUGUUAAGCCGAAAACACGUCACGCGCUAGCGCUAGGUUAGAACGUAAUAACGAUCGCAUUAAUUAGGUAAAGUAAAUACAACAUUCCAAGUAGAAGCCAGGACUGCCAAUCGAUUGAUAAGCAGCAAACGAACUUCCGAAGAAGUAUCCACGUCCGAUAACUUUGAGCUUGACAUAUGUUACCACGAUCACCUUUCUGAUUAACCUUCAAAAGUUUAGAGUCGCCGAUCGUUGUUUAUUAAAAGCAUAUUAACAAAGAAAUAUUAAAGAACGUACCGUAAUUUUCCCAGAAAUCUAAACUUUGCCAUACCAAGUACGGAAAUAUUUGUCGCAUUUCCGCGUAUAAACAAACGCGAAUAAUAUAAAUAUAUCAAGUUUGUAUCCACGACGUGUCUUGUCCAACGUUCAGAAAAUGCGGAGUUAGGUUAGGUUAGACCCUAGUUUCUUUUGCGGUGGAUUUCAAUACUAACAUAAAUAACUAAUACGAAAGCAAUUGGUGCGAAAAAGUUCAAAUUUCUGAGAAAAUUACGGUAGGUUUUUCAAUUUUUCUUCGUUAAUAGUUUUUUAAUAACCAAUGAUCGGUGGCUUAAACCUGUGCAAGGUUACUCAGGAGAGUGAGCUUGAUAUCGUGUGUCAAGGUUAAGGUCAUCGGAUGUGGAUUUUUCCGGAGAUUAAUCAAUGAAAACUAGCAACGAUUGGCGACUUUAGAAUCAUGUCAGUUUGAGUCAGACGUCUAUCAUGUUCUGCGUUUAUUAUAGAAAGUUCGAUAAUUGUUAACUCCUCGUAAAGCCGGACAAGUUCUAUGAUUCGCUCGUUAAUGAUCGCCUGUUCCUUUACAAAGUAUUCUUGUAGAUUCGAAUAACGUGCGUGAAAGUAGCAUUCCUUUAUUUUUUAUAUCGCGUAGCCUCGUUCCGUAUGUUGUAACGAUCCCCUUUCCUUUUGAUAUUACACAAUGGCUUGAAUAAAAAUAUCCUAAAAAUAAAUGACGAAGAUGAUCGUUGGAAGAACGAUCCAUUGGGAGUCUAGGAAGGUCGUAUCGAUAUUAUGCCUUGCAAUUAAUUCAAACUACUAAACGUGCAGUAAGCUUUAGAACAAGUAAUAAAGAUUAAUUUAAAAGGCACUUUUGUACGAACGUAAAUCAUAUUUCUUGAAUAUCUUCGAUAUUAUUCAGAGAAGUUACGAAUGAUAUAUCGAAAAUCGACUGAAUCGAUGAAUUUCUCGGAUAAUCCGACAUUUAUGUUCCCGCAAGCUUUCUCCGAUCUCCGAUAAUCCUAUGUCAUCAAAAUUAUAUAAUUCAUCUUUAAUUCGUCAUUAAAAGAAACGAAAAGAUAUACGUAAUUCUUAAAAGCUUAAAUCUUAAGUCAAAACGUAGGCUUGUCAGGCUUUACAACUGAUAUUUGCAAUUAUGAUAAUCCGCUUGAAAUGUUUUAUCAAAAUGAUUGGUCAAAUUCGAUAAACGAGGUAAUUAUUGGUUAAAAAUAUUAGUUGAUAUGUCUUCGUAAUUACGUGGAUCAGUUAAACUCUCUGUAAUCUAUUCUUUGUAACGUUCAUUUUGUAACAUCGUCAACAUUGGCAGAUAUCUGUCGUAGAACUAUUAUCACGACAAACAUAUACCCAUUAAGCUAUCCAUUUGGACAACAAUAAUUCACUGACACGUCAUUUUUAAUAGUUACAAAUGAAAUAUUCUGUUUCAUCGAUUAUUGUAACAAUAAAAACUCGCGCUUAGUUGUUUCGUUCGGACUUUAGAAAUUACUAACACGUACACGAUAAAUGCAUAGACCUUGGUUAACUUCAUAUCAUAAAUAUAUAUAGAGGACGAUGCUUGAUAAGUGAACCGUUUGUACUAGAAACUAUCUAAUCUUACCACAAUCUGCUGUAUUUUAUAAUUAAUCACAUAGAACGUUGGAGAUCGGUGCCGGGAAACACCGAUCAGUUGAUUUUACCACAUGCAUGGAAUGCUGACGCCGUUUUAUUUUAUUUAGUUUUACGUUCUGUAAAAAAUAUUAAUCAAACGAUUGUAUCUUUGCAAAAGACUCGUAAAUAAACCAAAAUGCUACCGCUCGAAUAUAAUUUCGAAAAUAAUCGUAUCGUAUAGUACAAACGUAUCUGCCCAACUAUAGAAAAUAGCAGUAACUGCAAAAAAAGUAUAGAAGAUGUUUCUUUGGCCCGAAAAAAAAAUAGUAAAAUAUAAUAUUUUGCUAAAGAUGUCAGUAACAUAACUUACUACCUUUAAACGAAACAUAGCAAGUGUAGUAAGCUGUAGGAGUUGGGCAGAGAUAUUCUCAUUGGAUAAAAUUGAAUGAAACAAAAAGAAUUGUUCGAAUAGAAAAUCGAUAGGAAAUGUUACAGUAGAAUGGAAAAAUCUUUAAUGUAUACGUCACGAUUAUUUCGCUAUGAUAAGAUACGAGAGCAUGACGAAUGAGUAGCUAAGUACACGGGUGUACGCUAUGCGUCGAAACGAUGGAUGGCAGUCCAGGCACACAUGUUUGCUGUGCCAAUGCAAUGCGUUUUCUGUACAUAGUAUCGUAGCCCUAAUUAAUAUUAGUUAGAGUGUAGCUGGAAUCACGUUGACGUAGACGAUGGCAUAUACGUAGAAGUAAUCGAUAAAGGCACAUAAAACGAGUCAUCCAACCGCGCCGUUCUUCAGCUAUACUAUGCAAACAUCGCUGAUAUCGUUCUCUACCGGUUUACAAAACCAUCGAGAACUUUUCGUUCGCGCGUUCACUGUAGAAUGAAAGCGGAGAAAAGUUGCCAGUGACGUUAAAAUUACGGUCACUUUGAAUUCUGAAAGCAAUAGGCGAUUCUUUGAGUAUUAGUACCGAUAGUUUAAAUAUUUGAAUAGUUUAGAUCAGAUAAUGCGAUUAUUCAUUCUCAUCACGUGUAAUACCUUUAAAAUGUAGGCGUUUCAUUUAGCGCGUUGCAUUUAUUAUUUAUUUAAGUCAUUGUCCAAGUGUCGAUAAGGAACGUUAAUAAAACAGUCGACGCGUGAACGAACCAUUAAGAACGGUUGGUUACUCAAAGUACGUCUGUUGUUGCGCCCGGAAACAAUGAUCUACAUUUAAUCCUUUAUUUGAUAAAUGGAAAAAUUCGAACAGCGUUACAUACGUACGUAUAGUACAUACAACGAUACGACGAAAUAAAACAACCAGAAAGAUAUAUAGGUGUAAGAAGACCGCUGCUUAAAAGUGACAUGAUCAGAUAAAGGGUUAACGUUGUACGUCAUCCAAACACGCGUGCAAGUUGUAUGCAUAUGGAACGGCAUAUGAAAUUUCUGAUUUGUACAAUACUCAUUUCAUUUGGAAAAAUCAUAAGUAUUACGUAUAUGUAUAUACGUAUAGGAAUGAUAAUAACGGCUCCUUUGACAUAUUACCAUUAGUAUUAUUUACUACCGUUUAAUGCUACUGUUUUCUUUUCUUUUUUUUUUUUUUUUUAUUAAGUUUUAUCCAUGAACGACAGAAAUGAUUUUACCAUAUCGUUUUGAGAGUACAUUGCCUUGUAAAAUGAUGCGUUGACCUAUACUGUCCGCGAUUCAAUGGCGACCAACAGCUCCAUUUUUCUCUAAGUUACACCUCGAGACUUGUACGAUAUAAGUAAUUCAUUAGAUGUUAGAGAUGCAUUAUUGGUACUGGUAAUAAUAAAAAUCACACCCCUCGAAAGUCAUAAAGGGAUUGUAUUCGCUUAUUUUGAAAAGAGAUCUGCAUCUUUUUUCUAUUUUCUUUAUAAUUCUUUUAUAGUUAGCGAAUAAAUACACGUGUACCUAUCGUUUAGAUUUUCCCUUCGUUUCGUUUCGAAUUACAGAAAGAUAUAUAAGAAAACGAAUGUAAUCGAGAUCGACCGACAAAAUGGGAAUCGAUUGAAAGUUCAAUGAAACAAACUGCCACGCACGGGCAAUAAACUUCUAAAUUACGAUGUAACGUUUAACAUUAUAAGCUGUUCAACGAUCAAUUUUGUAUAUCUCGCCAGCUUGUGACGAAAGCACAGGUCAUAUUAUGAAAAAUGAAGAAAAAAUCGUCUUUCGACUGGUUUGCUCGUUAUACGGUAACUACGAUCUUGUAUAACGAGAUAGCGAGAAAAUACAAAGGGAAAAGCGAUCGAAACAAGAGGAAAGAAAAGAAACGAAACGUUUGACAGAAAAAGAAAUGAUUCGAGAAGUAAUAUAAUAUUCGUCAUGAUUAGUUUUCAUCGAGGCGGAAGUGCUAGAACCUAAAAUCGUCUAACACUUCGCACAAGACUGAGGAGCUUGUAUAUAAUUACAUACACAUUUAAUGCGGUACAUUUGAUAUAAAAAAAAGAAGAAAAACGAGGCGUUUACCUUUUGGGAAGUUCAGUUUAUUAUCAUAACAUAAUAAUUGUAACAGCAUAAAAACGUUGUAUGAUUGUACAUACGAAACAAGGUCCUACUAUCGCCAAUAUACAUACAUACACACAUACAUACAUACAUGGUUACUACCGUUGUCACAGCGUCUCCGGUUUGCGGUGUUUACUCAUUUUUCCAAGUUUUUCUAAAAAAAAAAACAGAAAGCGAGAAAGAAACCUCGCGACCGCGAAAUCGAAAGAAACAGAGAUUUCCUAUUUUUCAGCAAAGGCCCGAGUACAUACAUCGAGAAUGAGAAUACUGCGCGUCGAGUGCAACGCAAACACGCCCGAUCCAGUGGACCAAACAAAUUACAUCGCUUGAAUUCACCGUUUUCACCCGUUUCAUGCUUCUGCCCGUCUGUCUACUCUUCUUUAGCGUUCGACAGGAAGAAAUUUAAGGAUAGGGAAUCGAUAGGUCCGAUUUCAUGAUAAUAACAAAUUAACCUCGAGGCUAUAAUUCUAUCCAGCAGACGCUAGAUGAAUCACUCGCUAAUCUAUCGCGUAAUCGCCUAUCACCAAUAGCAGCAACAACAAGAAAACAAUUGAUAAAGGGGAAAAAAGAGAAGCGCAUAUCGUUAUCUGGAAACAGUAAGAAACCUGUCCUUUUUUCACGGUAAUAUUUAUAAAAUCGUUCGACAUUAAUCGUUGCUCGAAGCCAAACAUCUCGUAGAGAAAAGAAAAACGCUGUGUCCCCGACGCGAAGGAAAUGCCAUCGUGAUACAUCUAGCAAUGACCUAGCGGGUAUAUCGACGAUGGAUUUUUAUCGAGUGUCCGUGAUAUCUACUGUAAACGGUAGUAAACGAAUUAAUGCGAAUAAAGAAUACCGCAAGAGAUCCGCUUAUGAGUUACAUUUACAUUUACAAUCCAGAUAUCCAGUACGAUAAAGUUAAAUAGAAUUAAGAUGAAUGUCACAAGUAAUGUAAACUCUGAAAAUAAUGAGAUGAAAUAAACGAGACGAUGAUUCAAAUAUAUCAAA